AGUGUGAAUUUGAUUGGCUGAGCGGGUGCGUCCAUUUCCACAGCCAUUUCCGGGUCCGGUAGCAGUUUAUCACCCCGUGGCGAGUCUGGAGCGUUAGAAGGACAUCACUUAAUAUUUAUAAACGGCGUAAUGCUGUCGGAGGUGCUCCAGGUAGUGCGGGGUGCUGGCAAGGUCGGUGCUGCCUUCGCCACGACGCAAGCAGAGCAGCUGCGGUUGAUAGCCUGCAACUCGACGCUGGGGUCAGGACUCAAAAUUGCCCAGGAUGCAGUUGGGGCCUGGACGGGUGCCAUGAUGACACAAGACAAGACACCCAAAUCUGAGGAGUUCCCAGACACUGAAGGAUGGGACCAGAUGGAGGAACACGAGGCAGCCAAAUGGGCCGUGGGCUCGGAGCUCGCGUCAGAUAUUUCCAGCAAGGAUGACAUUUACGAUCCUACAGGAACAGCCAAAGGAACGGCAGCGGGAACCGGAUGGCCUGGGCAAAGUGCUCGGUUCUUACACGUCACAGCGCCUCGUAAUCACGCCAGGUUCGUUCAUGACUCUGUAGUGGCCAGGCUGAGUCCAGAGGACAUCAAAAAGGCCCGGGAGGUUAAACAGAGCACGGCCCGGCCCGUUCGCCAGAAGCUAAAUGAGCGAGCCAGAGAAAGGAAGGUUCCUGUCACGCGGAUUAGUCGACUUGCAAAUUUUGGGGGUUUAGCUGUUGGACUCGGUCUUGGUGCCAUUGCUGAAGUAGCAAAGCAGUCUUUUGGAGGCAGAAAAACAGAUACCGGAGCUGUGUUAGAUUCUCCGCUCCUGUCCGAGGCCAACGCUGAGAGGAUUGUUAACACGCUGUGUAAAGUGCGAGGCGCAGCGCUCAAGAUUGGACAGAUGCUGAGCAUUCAGGACAACAGCUUCAUUAAUCCACAACUACAGAAGAUAUUUGAGAGGGUCAGACAAAGUGCGGACUUUAUGCCAGCCUGGCAAACCAGCAAAGUUCUGGAGGAGGAGUUGGGCCCUGGCUGGAAGCAAAUGCUGUUGUCAUUUCAGGACAAACCCUUUGCAGCUGCCUCCAUUGGUCAAGUGCAUCUUGGCGUCCUGUCAGAUGGGAGAGAAGUGGCUAUGAAGAUACAGUAUCCAGGAGUGGCCGAGAGCAUCAAGAGUGACGUGAGCAACUUGAUGUCCGUGUUGAAGAUGAGUGUGCCGCUGCCUGAGGGUUUAUUUGCAGACAGCAGCCUCGAGGUCCUUCACAGGGAGCUUUCCUGGGAGUGUGACUACAGGCGAGAGGCGAAGUGUGCCAAGCGCUUCAGGGCUCUCAUGGAAGGAGACCCGAUAUUUAAAGUACCUGAGGUCAUCGAUGAGCUCACCACCGGGCGCGUGCUCACCAUGGAGCUUAUUAACGGAGUCCCACUGGACAGCUGUGUGGAUCUGGAUCAGGAGACCAGGAAUAAGAUUUGCUUCAGCAUCUUGAACUUGUGUCUCCGAGAGCUUUUUGAGUUUCGCUUCAUGCAGACGGACCCCAACUGGUCCAACUUCUUCUACAAUGCCGAGGAGGACAAGAUUUACCUGUUAGACUUCGGAGCUUGCCGAGAAUACCCAGAGUCCUUCACUGAUGACUACAUUGAGGUGGUGCACGCGGCCUCAGUGGGAGAUCGGGCCAGAGUUCUGCAGAAAUCCACAGACCUGAAGUUCCUCACUGGCUAUGAGACCAAGGCGUUUAAGGACGCUCAUGUGGAGGCGGUGAUGAUCCUGGGAGAAGCGUUCGCCUCUUCAGACGCCUUCGACUUCAGCACUCAGAGCACGACGCGUCGUAUCCACAACCUGAUCCCGGUGAUGCUCCGUCACCGGCUCACGCCUCCUCCGGAGGAGACGUACUCGCUGCACCGCAAGAUGGCCGGCUCCUUCCUCAUUUGCUCCAAGCUACAGGCACGAAUUCCCUGCCGAGAAAUGUUCCUCAGCGUCUAUAACACUUACAAACAGCGGCGUGGCGCGCGUGCAGGCGGAGAUUAGACUCAGCGCAGGAAAACUACGUCUGCAGUCCGGGAUGUCGAGGUAGAGGAUUCUGGAUGAACUGGGGUUUGAGAAUUUUUUUUUUUUUUUUUUUUUUUUUUUUUUUUUAACUGAGUAUCCUGACUGAAUCAUAAAUAAAGAUGAAACAUAUUUGUGUGUAUUAUGUUUUUUUUUUUUUUUUUAAAAAAUGUUUUAUGCCCAAGAAGAAUUUAUUCAGUUCUGAGCAGUUUGCUGUUCUGUAUUUAUUCAGCGUGAUUAUCUGUGGGAUUAUAUUCUAUAUCUUAGAUUUCAUACACAGACCUCACAGUUACAGCCACUUUGGGAAAGGCGAUGAAUUUUAUUUUUAUUUAUGUUUGUUUUUUUUUGUUUUUUUUGGCAAACCAUGUAACAUUCUUUGUUUAAAAAUACCUACAUUUUCCUCCCUUUUUUUCUAUUUCCCCAUCACUUCUCAUUCUCGUUUCCUUCUUUUGCUUUCUUUUUCUUUCUUUCUUUCUUUUUCUUUCUACCUGAUUUUUAUUCACCUUUAUUUCCUUUAUCUUCAUCUCUUCUUCCAUUGCCAUUUUCCUGGACUUUCUUUCUCCUAGUUUUUCUUUUUUCCUUUCCUCCCUUUAAAUUUGUUUUCUAUUUCUCACUUUCUUUCUUUCUUUCUUUUCAUUUUUUCUUUCAUUUUCUGCUUUUCUACCUCAUUUUCUUCUUGUCUUUCUUUCUCCCACUUUUCACUUUUUUCUUCCAUCCUUUUUUUCCUUUUCGUUUAUUUUUUUCUAUUCCUAUCACUCCGUUCAGAUUUUUCCUUUUCUCUCAUUUUCUUUGAUAUUGUCACUUUAUUUCCCUUCUUCUUUUCUGCUUUUUCUCAUUGUUUCUCAUUUUGACACUUUCCUUCGUUUUUCUGCUUUUCUAAGAUUUUCUCUCAUUCACCCUUCUCUCAUUGUCUCUCCCAGUUUCUUUCUUUCUUUCUCUGCCACUUUUCCUCGACUUUCUCUGUCCUACUUUUCCCUUUUUUUCCUUCCAUCCUUUCUUCCAUUUUCUUUUAAUUUUUUUUGCUGUCACUCAUCACAGCAUUGUGUAUUUCUUUCAGGAAAUAUAAGUCUAGUUAAGAAGUGAGUUAGAGGGAGCCGAGUUUGCACUCGCAGAAAGAACGACGAGUUUCUUUCUACUGAACAUCCAGAUUAACGUUGAGAGAGACUGAGAAUGAAUCUCAGAGUCUUACGACUUUUUCUUCCAUUCAGCUUCAGUAAGCGCUUUAUCCUGCUCAGGGUCGCAGUGGAUCCGGAGCCUGUCCUGGGAACGCUGGGUGCGAGGUGGGAAAACUCCCUGGAUGGGAAACACGUCCAUUCAAUCCAUGUACUAGCGUUUAGUUUUUGGGAUGAAACUAGAGAACCUCAGAGGAAACCCAGAGAAUCGGGAGCUCUGGAGACGGCAAUAUAAGUAAAAUCAUGUUAUGUCCUUAAUUAUACUUGUGUAUGGCUACGUAAUUGUGUUCAUAUUUGUACAGUUAUACAGUUUAAUGGUUGGGAAAAUGUCAAGAGUUUCCUGGUAAUAAAAAGGUCUGACCUUCGGA
Messenger RNA from Pangasianodon hypophthalmus (striped catfish), 3544 nucleotides. RefSeq names its product coenzyme Q8B (gene coq8b). The record is from RefSeq and is a predicted model, not a curated record. Gene Ontology annotation, biological process: ubiquinone biosynthetic process. Gene Ontology annotation, molecular function: kinase activity. Lineage: Eukaryota; Metazoa; Chordata; Actinopteri; Siluriformes; Pangasiidae. The transcript is spliced from 15 exons. Bases 130 to 1986 code for a protein of 618 amino acids. Gene Ontology annotation, cellular component: extrinsic component of mitochondrial inner membrane.